AUGGCCACCGCCGUCGAGCCCGCCCCGUACACCGGCCCCUCCCCCCGCGAGAUGAUCGAAUCCCACACCCUCGCCCGGGAGAUCAUCGACCGCAACAACGACCCCUGCCCGAUCCUCGACUCGGACGAGCUGGCCCUGCUCUCCCAGUUCGUUGCCGAGCCGUCGCGGGGGGCCGCCCUCCUCGAGGCCCGCGGCCUGGCCGGCGAGCCUGCCAACUCCGGCAGCCUCGUGACCUACGUCAUCUCCCUGCACGGCACAGAAAAGGCUGCCCUCACGGAGGAGGAGAUCAAAACGCUCAAGGAAUGGUUCAAGAACGGCCAGAAGGCUUAG
Molecule: messenger RNA, 330 nt
Organism: Colletotrichum destructivum
Lineage: Eukaryota; Fungi; Ascomycota; Sordariomycetes; Glomerellales; Glomerellaceae
Exons: 1
Coding region: 1-330 (109 amino acids)
Source: RefSeq, a predicted model, not a curated record